Messenger RNA from Oryctolagus cuniculus (rabbit), 7154 nucleotides. It is a transcript of the gene MTHFD2L, whose product is annotated as methylenetetrahydrofolate dehydrogenase (NADP+ dependent) 2 like. The record is from RefSeq and is a predicted model, not a curated record. Gene Ontology annotation, cellular component: mitochondrion. Lineage: Eukaryota; Metazoa; Chordata; Mammalia; Lagomorpha; Leporidae. Gene Ontology annotation, molecular function: methylenetetrahydrofolate dehydrogenase (NAD+) activity; methylenetetrahydrofolate dehydrogenase (NADP+) activity; methenyltetrahydrofolate cyclohydrolase activity. Gene Ontology annotation, biological process: tetrahydrofolate interconversion.
UUAAUAUGUGGGGACACACUAGUUGUCUAGUUCUUCAUAGUGAAUGUGGUUUAAAUCUGGUGUCGUUCCUGUUGACAUAAGAUUUGAACUUUGUGUUAUUCUUACUGAAAAUUGUUUCUGAGUUUGAUAAACUUUUCCCAAGUGAUAUUGACUAUUUUAAAUUUCCAGUUUCCUUAUCACAUUUUUUAGUUGUCUGGAGCCUUAGAUGAAAAAAUACUUUUGAUUAUUGUUUCACGUCUUUUUUUCUAACUAAGACACAUAAUAAUGGAAUAUCUUAAAUAGUUUUUUAGUGAAAUUUUUUGAAUCAGUAAUGGAAUUUGGAAGUUACGAUUUUCCGUUCUGUGUAAAGAGUUUACAAAUCAUGAUGUCUUGGGUGUAAAAGUCACAUGAGUUUUGGGCCUGGUGCUUUUCAGUGUAUGGAGCCUGGCAGUAACAUAUUCCACCUAUCCCAUUUGUCAGGGGAGGUUACAGAUCUUGUCCAUUGAUACCAUGCUCAGUGUGGAAUUGCAGCCAUCCUGCAGCACUGGGACUUCCUCAAACCCUGCUUUAGAUUAUCCUACCUAAUUACAUAUUUUUGGUAACUACAUGGAUAUUACAAGCACUUUUUUCCAUUUUUAUCCUGGUGUAAAGUGAGACUUCAAAUCAUUAAUUUAAUAGAUUCUCUUUUCCCCUCCUGCUAUUAUUAUUUGAAUUUGUAAAAAUUUUUGUGUGCCAGCAUGCAACUUUUUAUGGAAGUUUAACUUUUCUUUAGAUUUUGCUGUUGAGGGUCUUAUAAUUUUGCAGUUUGACUUGUCCAUAGCUUUAUAAUUUUAAUGGCUAGGUUUUUUUUCCCCCAAAUUACAUUUUUGGAACUAGUAAAAGAUACUUUGUCAGUCAGCUUUAAAUAUUCAUGUCCUUUAGAAUAGUUAAGUUUAAUAAUAAAGACACAUACUGGUAAUACUGUUCAUUGCUCUUCAAACUGUCCUCUUUAGUACUUACUCAGUAUUAGUAUCUCUGUAGUAAAGACCUUUUUAUCCUUUUAUGAGUCUUGAAGGACCCAGAUUCCAGUUAGGAUCAUUGCUAAAGCUAAUUUCCUGUAAAUUGAUUACCUCCAAGAUACAGAUGUAAAGAGUAGCAGAGGCGCUUUCUUAAAAUUACACAUCACACUGUUCUGUUGGCUAAUGUGAUAAUGCUUUCUUAAUGCUAUACUUUAAUCAGAGUGAUAUAUAAUAGCUACCUGGCUGUGAUUUUGAUUGCUAAACAGUUAUUGUGUUAUUUUACUUUUAGAAACUAAAUGUGUCGUCAUUUGCUGUUUCCUAUCUUAGUUUUAUUGUCUGUGUCCAGCUGUUCAGAAAUGUUAUAUUCUAAUGUAAUGUCUCCAAAAUCAAGUUUUCUGAUUAAAGUGGAUCAGUAGAUUCUAAGAAGAAACUAAUAUUAAUCUCAGAUCUUGUUAGUCAGUCAUAGACUUAGUAAUAAUUUAGCAAUUUAUUUAAUGACCCUAAUUUUGCUCUUCAAAUGCUUUGAAGUUGUAGUUUUUUCGUGCUAAUACUCUGAUGAGAUGAUGAAACAGUAGAAAAUAACUCUAGAACAUCAGAUAAUUUUUCAUGGUCAUGUACUGUGAAGAUUUUAAACUAGUUUGCUUACAGAUGAUUGUGUUGUGGAAGGGAGUUUAAAGAGAUUAAGAGUUUAGGUAAAAUUUCAACUGUAAUAGGGUAAGGUAAAUUAAAUGAUUAGUAACAAAUGAUAUUUGCUGUUAAGGAGUGCAAUUUGGACCUAGGAAAACAUAUUAUCUACAAGGUAUAAACCUUUGUGGUUAGACUAGAAUAUAAUUUAAAUUUAGUAGUAGUGCCAAAGGAGAGCUCAGGGCUUAACCAGCUCCUGCAGUUAACAUUUCAAAAUAUUUUCUGCGUUGCUAUUACUAACAUUUUAAUGACGGUCAUAUUAUGUUAAAACAACUGGAUAUGACUUACCUAAUCAUCUUGCUAUUUUCCAAUGUCUAGUUCUUAGAAAAUCUGAAAUAAUCUCUCGAAUUUAGAUCAUGUGCUUGUCAACAUCAUACUACGCAGGUUUGUUUCAUUUAAUGAUCUGUACUCGAGUAGAUUUCGGCAGUUACACCCAUUAAAAAAAGGUAUGCCUAGAACUCAAACGUUGUCUGAAGAUUCACAAUUCUAACGUGAAGACAUAUACAUAGUUUAAAGUAGAAUGCCCCCCUUCUUUUUUUAUUCACCUUGCAACCACUGUCCUCUUGCUUUUAAGUAAUCCAAUUGUAUUAUUUAAAAAUAAGUUCUUAUUGAAAUCUAAGGAGUCCUUUUAUUAAACAGUAGGUUGAUUUUUUUUUUUUUUCAGAUAAUCCAUUUUCUUUCUUCCUAGUUUGAGAUUUCUUUAUCUGAAAGGUAUGGUUAGAGAGGGGCAGAGAGAGAUCUUGCAUCAGCUGGUUCACUCCCCAAAUGGCUACAGUGGCUGAAGUGAGUAGACCAGAACUCCAUCUGGAUCUCCCACAUGGAUAGCCGCAGUACAAGUAAUUGGCCAACAAAGAUAGAAUGUUUAUAAUUGUCACAACUGAAAGAUGUAGACAGUUACUAUUUCCAUUUAAUUUUUUUUUAUUUUUGACAGGCAGAGUGGACAGUGAGAGAGAGAGACAGAGAGAAAGGUCUUCCUUUGCCGUUGGUUCACCCUCCAAUGGCCGCCACUGCAGCCGGCGCACCGCGCUGAUCCGAUGGCAGGAGCCAGGUGCUUCUCCUGGUCUCCCAUGGGGUGCAGGGCCCAAGCACCUGGGCCAUCCUCCACUGCACUCCCUGGCCAUAGCAGAGAGCUGGCCUGGAAGAGGGGCAACCGGGACAGAAUCCGGCGCCCUGACCGGGACUAGAACCUGGUGUGCCGGCGCCACAAGGUGGAGGAUUAGCCUAUUGAGCCACGGCACCGGCCCUAUUUCCAUUUAAUAGACUGGAAAAAUGAGACUUCAGCAACUUUUCCCAAGAUAAUACAGUAAAUAAAUUAGCAAAACAAGGUUUGAACUUGCAUUCUCCUCAGUUCUCUGCUCUACCAAUAAUUUGUAAUUGAACUAUCUCACUGCUGCCUUUCCCUCAUAUGAAAAUACUUAUUAAAUCUCAUAGAACUUCUGUGAAUCAAGAAAGCUAAUCUUGCAUAUAUGUCUCUGAAAUUAUUUUGUCAUGGUCUCUCUUUUUUUUUUUUUUAAUUUGACAGGCAGAGUUAGAGAGAAAGAUAGAAAGGUCUUCCUUCCGUUGGUUCACCCCCCAAAUGGCUGCUACAGCCGGUGCUGUGCUGAUCCGAAGCCAGGAGCCAGGUGCCUCCCCCCGGUCUCCCAUGCGGGUGCAGGGGCCCAAGCACUUGGGCCAUCCUUCACUGCCUUCCUGGGCCACAGCAGAGAGCUGGACCAGAAGAGGAGCAACCGGGACCAGAACCCAGUGCCCAUAUGGGAUGCCGGCGCCAUAGGCGGAGGAUUAACCAAACAUGAAGCUGUUAUUAUCUCAGGAACUGAAAUGGCAAAACAAAUCCAGAAAGAAAUACGGCAAGAUGUGGAAUCCUGGGUUGCCCUUGGAAACCGAAGACCUCACCUCAGUAUAAUUUUAGUGGGGAAUAACCCAGCAAGCCAUACGUAUGUCAGAAAUAAGAUAAGAGCUGCUUCUGCUGUAGGUAUCUGUAGUGAGCUCAUUCUAAAACCUAAGGAUGUUUCUCAAGAAGAACUCUUGGAUAUAACUGAUCAAUUGAACAUGGACCCAAGAGUCAGUGGUAUAUUAGUUCAGUUACCACUACCAGAUCACGUGGAUGAGCGAACAAUAUGCAAUGGAAUUGCCCCGGAAAAAGAUGUUGAUGGAUUUCAUAUUAUCAACAUUGGAAGACUGUGCCUUGAUCAGCAUUCUCUCAUCCCUGCCACUGCCAGUGCUGUGUGGGAAAUAAUAAAAAGAACAGGAAUUGAAACAUUUGGGAAAAAUGUGCUUGUGGCUGGAAGAUCGAAGAACGUAGGGAUGCCCAUUGCCAUGCUUUUGCACACUGAUGGAGAGCACGAGCGCCCAGGAGGUGAUGCGACGGUGACGAUAGCUCACAGAUAUACCCCCAAAGAACAAUUGAAGAUCCACUCUCAGCUGGCAGAUGUUAUCAUAGUAGCUGCUGAGAGAAGAACGACAAACAGGAAUUGAGAGAGGUCCCCCAAGUGCUGUUAACUCUCCAAAUGCCUGCAGUAGUCAAGAUUCCGCCAGGAUGAAGAUGGGAGUUGGGAAUUUGAUCUCUCAUAUGGGUCUCAGGAACCAGCUAGUUGGUCCAAAUCAUGCUGCCUACAAGAGUGUGCAUUAGAAGACGAAUCAAAUGUGGAUCUAGGACUUGAACCCAGGUACCCAAUAUGGGAUGUAAGCAUGCUAAACAGUAUUGUAACCACUGUGCCAAAUAUCCUCCCUUAGACUUUUCUUUAUCAGGACACAUUUUCUUACUGAUUCCAUUUUGUUACUCACUAUUGAUCUGUUAGUUUCCUAUAUCCUUAUGGUCCAAUUUUUUGAUAGGCUACAUGUUUCCAGAAUUUCUUCAAAGAUUUUAAAUUUGUUGGCAUGUAACUGUGCAAAAUGGUCUCUAAUCGGUCUUUGUAUUUUUAUGUUACCAAUUGUCAUGUCUCUUUUGUAUUUUUUAUUUUAUUUAUUGAUUCUUCUUUCUUCAUUCAUCUACCUAAAGAUUUGACAACUUUCUAUGUUUUUAAAAAGCUACCUCUUAGUUUCAUUAAUAUUUGUAUUAUUUUCAGUCACUAUAUAAUUCAUUUAUGAUCAGAUCUUUAUUUAUUUAUUUAUUGCCACUUAUUUGAGAUUAAGUUUGCUUUUGCUCUUCUAGUUCUCGUUGUCUAUUUAGAAUUAUUCUAUGGUACUCUGCUUAAUUUAUCAUUCAUAUAAUGACUUGCUUUUCUAAUUUUGUUGAAUUUUCUGUCUUUAUUCCCUUGUAUCUCUUUGAGUUUGGUUGCUUAAAAUCAUUGUUUUAAAGUAUUUGUCAGAGAAUUCAUCAGAGUUAAGCUUUUCCUUAAAAUCUGUUCCUAGAGAACUUUUGUGUGUUCAUUUUAGAGGUUUCAUAUUACCUUCUUUUUCACGCUUCAUUUGUUCCCAUGUUAAUAUCUGCACACCUGAUGAAUCUGUUGUCUUUAUUAAUUUUAAAGUGUGGCUUUCAUUGUAAGAUACUGUAUCCUGGUGAUGUGUUCUGCAGUGUUGGUUGUGUAGGCUAUGUUGGCUUUUGUCCCAGGUGGAUGCAUUAUUGUAAUUUCUUUGAAGCUUCUUCAGCAGCAAUCAAUGUUGGCAGUGCCUGCAGGUCUUUCAGUGCCUUAGGUUACAGGAGGUUAUGGAUUUAUCUGUGAGAUGGCAUGCAACCUCCUUAGGAGAGGCAAGUUGUCUGGCAGCUCUGGGUGUGACACAUGUGUUUUCAGAUGUAUGUCACCUUCAGUUUUGCCAGGAUGUGUGGUGGUGGGGCCAUUUAGUUACAGGUGAUGUAUAGGUGACACAACAGAAGAGGCAGGAUGCCCAUCAGACUCUCAUGUCUGUGCAGGGGCAGAAGUGUGUUGGUGGGCACUGAUGGGUGUGGCAGUGCACUCCCAGCAGUGAGGGCAGGAAAUUUACCAGUGUCUGAGUGCCACAUUACUGAUUGUGCAGCAUCAGUAGCCCAAGCAGGGUGCCUAUCUGUGUCUAAGGACUGUGUGGGUGCUUUUUGGGCCCUGGCAAAUUAAACAGCUCUGAAUGAGCUGCCUAACUACAUCCUAGGAAUUUAAGUCAGUAAGUGGAACCACCUAGCUGCUUACUAAGGCCCCAGGAAGGUGGACAGUUCCACCUGUUAACUUUCAGGGAUGCAGAAAGAUGGGCUGGGUUGCUCAGCUGGUUUGCAAACCUUGUGAUGGUGGGAAUAGUUGCCCACCUGUUUCCCAGAGUUUCUGGGACCAAAACUACUCAUUCACGUUGCCUGGUGGCUUUCCAGGUAUACCUGGUUUCUAGGGAUCCAGAUGACCAUUGCCUGUGGGUGCAGGAACUCUCUGCUUUGCAGGAUCUUGAUUUGUUGGGUUCUCAAGGUGGUACUGUGUAGCAGGAAUCUGGGUGAGGGGCCACUCUAUGUGCUGGGACCUUUGACCAGGGUAAUACAGCAGUGUGAGUAUUGCAGCAGUCCCUCAAAUUGGGCUUGAGCUUUCUUAAGCAGUAAACUCCCAUCCGUGGCAUUAGUGAGGAUUUCUGUGAGCCUCCUGCUUACCCUUUCAUUGCCAUGUGAUGUUCCUUUUGGUUCAGUUGAUCUGAAAUGGGGGGACAAGAUGGUAGGUAUUGUGUAUGUUGUUCUCUGUUUUGUAAGGCCAUCCUACUCUGUGUGCUCUGUGAUGUCAUUGUCAUAUCCCCAUUGCACUCUAGUGUCAUCCCUAUACUAGUAGUAUAGUAUUUGUUUUUCAUUUACAGUGAAGGAGGGAAUGCUAGGUACCUCUAGUCUGCCAUCUUGCUAACACCCCCUUCCAAAUUAAAAAACAUACAAACAAACAAACAAACAACAACAGAAAACAACCUAAGAGGACUCAUUUGGGUCUGGCAUUUUGGUGUAGCUGGUUAAGCCACUGCAUGCAAUGCUAGCAUCCCAUGUGGGUGCUGAUUCAUGUCCUGGCUGCCCCACUUCUGAUCCAACUCCAUGCUCAUGGCCUGCGAAAAGAUGUGGAAGAUGGUCCAAAUGUUUGAGCCUCUGAAACCAGGGCUGGCCAUGGCGACCCUCUGUCUCUCCCUCUCUCUCGGUAACUCUUUCAAAAUAAAUAAAUAAAUAAAUAAAUCUUUUUAAAAAGAGAUGACUCAUUUAUAGUCUGUGAUGAUAUUCUGCCUGCUGUUCAUAUUGUCUUUGAGGCUGUUAACCUUUUAAUAUAAAGAAGCAAGGGAGUGGUAAAUGAAACUGAGAUGAGUAAUCUCCUAUCAAGUACCAAACAUGUUAAAAUAAAUGACUUUUCUUGGAAGAAAAAUUAAAAUUAAAUAUUCAUUAAAUUAAAUGACUUGUAUGUGAGUUUAUGUAUAUCUCAAAAAAGCUUAUAAAAGGGAGAUGGGAAACUGAAAGACUUAAGAGUAUGAAAAUAAAGGGAAUUUUGGCUUUCAAAUUAAUUUCUGAAUACAUACAUAUAAAUGUAUAUGAAUAUAAAUAUACAUACACACACACACACACACAUAUAUAUAUAUAUA